GUCAAGCUAGACCAAUGUUUUCCAAAACUUAAAAAUGAAAGAACCCCCAAAACCCUAAACCAUUUCCCAAAAAAAAAAAAAAAAACCCCAAAACUUCAAACAAGGAAAGAUGGCUACUUACAGUGGAGGCCGAUUCAAGCAGUUCUUGAAGAAAUACGGGAAAGUGGCACUCGGCGUUCAUUUCACGGUCUCCGGAGUUUCAAUCACCGGCCUUUACGUUGCCAUCAAGAACAACGUUGACGUUGAAUCUUUGUUCGACAAAUUACAUCUCCCAGGCUUUUCCAAUGAUCAAAAGAACCAAAAUCCACCACCACAAUCGACGGAAUCAGAUGGGUUUUUGAUUGAAGAACCGAUCGGGGAGAAAUCAACGGCGGUGGUCGGUGAGAAGCAGAGAAAUCGGACGGCUGAGCUUGCUGCUUCUACCGGUGGAGCCCUUGCAUUGGCUGUGCUUUGUAACAAGGCAUUGAUCCCUGUUAGGGUUCCGAUCACCGUCGCGCUUACGCCUCCGAUCGCAAGGUUUUUGGCUAAGAGGAGGAUAAUUAAGAAUAGUGUAUGAUUUUUUACAACGAAUUUGCAGUAAUUAUUUACUUGGAAAUCAUUAGAAUAGUACUGUGAUUCUUCUGUUGGUUGAUUCAUGAAUUUAUUGUUAUACUUGAAUCAUUUGAGAGCUAAUACUAUUUCGAUAAUAAGCUCAGAAAGGCAAAUGCAGACUUGAAUUGAAAAUACUAUUAGGAUUUGUGGCACAA
Molecule: messenger RNA, 746 nt
Organism: Gossypium arboreum
Lineage: Eukaryota; Viridiplantae; Streptophyta; Magnoliopsida; Malvales; Malvaceae
Exons: 1
Coding region: 110-556 (148 amino acids)
Cellular component (GO): mitochondrion
Source: RefSeq, a predicted model, not a curated record